Zeugodacus cucurbitae (melon fly) is the source of this 1713-nucleotide messenger RNA. It is a transcript of the gene mrn, whose product is annotated as general transcription factor IIH subunit 4. The coding region runs from base 141 to 1616 and encodes 491 amino acids. Gene Ontology annotation, molecular function: ATPase activator activity; double-stranded DNA binding. Gene Ontology annotation, cellular component: transcription factor TFIIH holo complex; transcription factor TFIIH core complex. The record is from RefSeq and is a predicted model, not a curated record. Gene Ontology annotation, biological process: nucleotide-excision repair. NCBI's taxonomy places the organism in Eukaryota, Metazoa, Arthropoda, Insecta, Diptera, Tephritidae. The transcript is spliced from 2 exons.
AUAGUUAACAAACAAAGAAGUUGCAAUAAUCUUUCCAAUUGUUUUAAAGCAAAAGUUGUUUAUUGUGCGCAAAAUAUAAAUUAGCCGGCUAAAAUAAGUAUUCUUCGUGGUAAAGUGCCAAAAACAUAUACUUUAUCAAUAUGUCGGAUGCAAAAGCUGGUCGUUCGGGUCCUACCACCUCCACCUAUGCGCUAAUUCCAAAGCCGGCUAAUUUACAGUGUAUGGACCUACAGGAAUAUUUGCGCACGAGAACAGCAGAAACAUUGGAAAAAUUGUAUAAUUACCCAACAAUUUGCUUGGCCGUGUACAGAGAACUACCAGAAAUCGCACGACAAUUUGUAAUACGCAUACUUUUUGUAGAGCAACCAGUGCCACAGGCGGUGGUCGCGUCUUGGGGUUCACAACAUUACGCAAAAGAGCAGGCUGCAUCCUCAGCAUGUCUGACUGAACUCAACGUUUGGCGUGUUACUGCUAUUCCUGGUGGCUUAUCAGCAUGGGAACUUUGCGCAACAUUCAAAAAGAAUUUGAAAAUAGCUUUGCUGGGCGGUGGAAAACCAUGGUCAAUGUCACAUACGCUGGAGAAAGACUCAAAACCACGCGAUAUAGCCUUUCUAGAUUCCUACGCUAUGGCACGUUGGCGUUGCGUGCUACAUUAUAUGGUAGGCACUGGUAGUGCAAACAAGGCGCAAGAUAGUGAAGGUAUCAGUCCAGAUGCAGUGCGUAUACUACUACACGCUAAUCUUAUGAAGCGUGAUGAACGCGAUGGCAUUACCAUUACACGCCAAGGAUUUCAAUUUUUGCUACUUGACACACAAUCGCAGGUGUGGCACUUCAUGUUGCAAUACCUAGACACCUGUGAAGAACGUGGACUCUCGCUACCAGAUUGUCUUUCAAUGUUGUUUCAAUUGAGUUUCUCCACAUUAGGACGUGACUAUAGCUCAGAAGGUAUGAGUCCGAAAAUGCUAACCUUUCUACAACAUCUACGUGAAUUUGGGCUUGUGUUUCAACGUAAACGUAAAGAGGGACGUUUCUACCCAACGCGGCUGGCACUAAAUGUAACUAACAAACAUGCAGCUGUACCAGCAGUCAUAAAUGAGGAGGACAAAGCGCAAGAGAGUGGUUAUAUCGUAGUAGAAACAAAUUACCGCGUAUAUGCUUACACAGACUCACCGCUACAAGUAGCCGUGCUUGGACUGUUUACGGAACUUCUCUAUCGUUUCCCCAACUUAGUGGUUGGUGUGCUAACACGCGACUCCGUGCGCCAAGCGCUACGUGGCGGUAUAACGGCAGAUCAAAUUGUAAGCUAUUUGGAACAGUAUUCGCAUCCGAACAUGAAAUUAACUGAAUCGGCGAUUAAAUCGAAAUCACCACUACCUCCAACCGUUGUCGAUCAAAUUAAAUUGUGGGAACUAGAGCGUAAUCGUUUCACCUACACAGAGGGUGUGGUCUACAACCAAUUUUUGUCGCAAGCUGACUUCGUAACGCUACGUGACUAUGCGCAAUCCAUUAAUGUGCUGGUACACAUGAAUGAGCGUACGCGCACAAUGGUGGUCACCAAAAACGGACAUGACGAUGUAAAACGAUUCUGGAAACGUUACUCAAAGAGUGGCGGAUAAUUCCUCGACAAUUAAUUGAAAAGCGUUUGCGAAAUAUUUGUAUGUAUAGUAAAUAAUGUUUAAUAAAAGUACGUACAUGUGUGCUUAAUAUUACAAA